CAUUCCCCCCGUUGCAACUGCAUUGCAACUGCUCUGCAGCUACUUUGCAUCUAUUUUUCAAUUCCCCUUGUUUUUGUUACACCUCAUUUGGGGCCUCCCUACGUGGACCCCCCUUUUGUUAACCCAUUUCGCUGUGCCUUAUUUAUUUAUUACCCCGUUACGUGUUCCCCUCUUAUGACAUUAUGUGCAUAUGUCGUACCUCUCCACGUGUGUAUGCCGUCGUUUGGGUGGGGGGCGCUUUUCGGAGUUCCUCCCCCCAACGCGGUUCCCCUGAUGAGGUUUUUCCCCUAUCGCGGUUCCCCCGACGUGUGAAAACAUAUUUUUUUUUUUAUGGAAAGUUUUUUAUCAAUCCGUUUUUCAAGACAAUUGUGCAGCGAAUCCAUCGCACACGUGUGGGAAGUUGCCCACUUGGUUAUCUCGAGUAGGGUAAAAAUAAAGUUACGUUUUUCCUCUUGGUGUAGCACCGGUUGGGUACGGCUUCCUCCAAGAAAGGGAAUUCCUCAGGAGGGUCAUAAGCAUAGAUGUAUAGAAGGCAUUAAUUGGUGAGCAAUUUCUGUUGCGUUUUUUUUUUUUUUUUCUCCCCAUUUUUUGCCGGCCUUACAAACAAUUCGACUCAAAUCCUGGCCGAUAGUAGGCCCCCCCUCCGUAACUGUGCAUUUCUAUUAAACUGAGGCAUAUGUAAGCGGCUUCUCCCCUCGGAUGGCAAUCCCAUCUGCAUGCUAAAACUUACCCCACAUGGAUCUGCCGCCUACACUUCCCACCCUUCCCCUGCAUACACUUCAAACAUAAAAAGGUGUGCAGCUUCGACAUGAGCCUGCUGUGCCACCCCGACGCGGUUCACCUCCUUGUAGAGGAUGACCUGGGAUCUUUCCUCAGCAGCUUGGAGAAGGAGCGCCGACCCACCAGCCAGAUUGUCAUACUCACGGAUCAGGCCACGCUCCUAAAUGAACGACCAACUAUCUUGGCCACUUUGAAAUUCUUCCUGCGUCACCCCAGGGAUCAUUCAAAAGGGAGUUUAUCCCCCGAAGGGGGUCGCUGCACUCUACAGGGAAAGUUACAAAAGGGCAAACAUGUAGACGAGACGAAAUGGAGCCACCCGUUGGUCUUCCCCUCUAGCGACGAUGGGGACCACCUCGGUGAGAAAUAUACCCACUCCUCCAGCGAGCGGAGUGCUAAUCAGGAUGGGAAGAAAGGGAGAAGUCGUAACCAAACUGAAGGUAAAGCCGCACACCAGAUGGUUCUUUGCGAAGCCAAGCAGGGGACGACGCACCUCCCUGGAGGCACUGACCCAGAAGAGCUGCAACAACUGUUUGAAAAGUUCGAGCAGUCCCUCGGGGGAAAAGCUAUCUUUACCCCCCACCUUUUUUCACAACAAAUUAAAAACGUCCUAGUAAUCAUUUCGAAUGUAAAAAAGUGGGAUGACAAGGUGGAGGUUGCUCAGCAGUUAAAUGAGCUCUUUGGUAGAGACACCAAUUUGAGAGAAGCACAGGUGAUCUGCUUUGCCAGGCUGAAGGUGCACCUGUUUCCGGCCAGCGGGCGCGCCCUCGUUGCAGCGCUGGGAGGAGCGGCGGUUAAAGCUGAUCGUUAUGAUGAAGCGGUUCACGCCGACGAAGACGAUCCACCUUGCUCCAAUACCGUAACGCUCAUCCGCGGGGGCCUCCUAACCUCGCUGAGGGAGGGAGACUGCAAGGGGAUCUUCGCCCAGGUGCUAAAACUAGCCAUCCUGAAUGACCCCAAGCUGUUCACCAACAUAAAAAGCUCCAACUUGACCCAGUUUAAAAAAAGGAUAAAAUGUUUUCUCCACAAAUUGUUGAAAAAUAGUUGCGACAUAAGUAGGAGAGGAAGAAGGAACAAGAAAAUUAUGAACAUGUUCAGGUUCGGAACUACCAUUGGAAAUGCAAUAAAAAGUGCGAGAGGGAACCCCCUAAACGGCGUCUUCACAAAUGAGCAAAUGUUUCUCUGUUACGGCAUUUACUACGAGCUGAGGAUUCUCUACGAGGUGCAUGCAGUGGACCUCAUCUCCCUCAUCGAUGUGAAAGAAAUUAUGAUGAAAUAUAAAACGAAAUAUAAGUUAAGCAAAAACUAUUUGGACUACCACACACAUGAGAUUAUGCACCACCUUAGGAAGGCCCAUCCAUCGGAGAGGGACAAAAUUUGUUUAGUUCACCUCACAGGAAUAGGAGAGGUGCACCCCGAUGUGGUGAUCAGCAUACCGCUAAGCGUCGUUUGUAGGGUUCUCUGCCCCAUGGUGUGCUUCCCCCCGAGGAGUAUGCACUUCUCACGGAAGGGGACUGAACCCACACACACAUGGGAAUCCUUCGUGCACAUCGAACAUGUGGGAAACAAAUCGGAAGCCAUUCGAAUGAUUUACGUCAGCUGCAUGAGCAGAGAGAACACCUCCAUCGGGAACGUAACGGCAUGCCUUGACGUCGUAGUGUUCGUAAAAAUUUUAAAAGAAAUCAAUUUUGACAUCCGUCUGACGAGGCAAGGGGUUGCUACUCAUCCGGAGGACCUCUCACCGGGGGGAAACGUCCUACACAUAAGGGGGAACAUCCAACGGAGUGCUUUCCUAUUCAAACGGUUUACUUACCGAAGGGGAAUCACCCUCAAUGUGUACAACUGCGGGACGGUGUGCCGCUUCAUUUUGCCCCUUCUUUGCCUCUACAUCUGCAAGCAAAAUUUGAAGGCGAAGAGGAGAAAAAAACGGGUUCUAAAAUGGGUUCUACUGAAAGGAAGCAAACAAAUGGAAACGACUCGAAUUAUCGGCCCCCUCGUGCAGGUCCUACGGCAAACGUUCAAGUGUGUAAAUAUAGAGUACACGAAAAAGGAAAAUUACCUGCCCAUUUGCAUCAGCGUGAAGGAGGGAGCCAACCUUGAGGGGAGACUCUUCUGCACGGAGUACGUUCGAAUUGACAAUUACCACUCGAGCCAGUUCGUCUCGGCGAUGCUCCUGCUGUCUGCAUUCUCCGAGACGGACACGCGCCUCGCCUUGAGCUUCAAGAGGGUUGGCAGAGGUGGCACCGCAAGUCGACGCGACGGGAGAGGGGGAACCCCUAGGGGUAGAGCGGCGCAGAGAAGAAUUGACCCCCGUCCAAAUGGGUGUGUAUCCUGCUGUGUAGGCACCCUAUCGUCCAAACCCCUCCACCACACUGCGAAUUUCUCCCUCCCGGCAAAGCCCAACGAAACGGCUUCUCAUCCUACCCAACGAGUUGAACGCACCACGCACCAAUUCAGCACUACAUCAAAAUCGUUCAUCGAUUUGACCAUCCGCGUGAUGAAGUUAUGGGGGGUGCAGGUCAGAAUGAAAAACUUCUGCUACGUUCUCAAAAAGGGAGGCAGGUACCCCUCCUAUGGGAGGGGGCGCAGCAAAGUGGCCCUCCGCAAAAGCGUUGUUACCAGGGUUAAGCGGUUCAUUUGUGUGCUGAGGGGGGUGCCCCCCACGGGUGGCAAAAAAGGGGGCAUCACCAAACGGGGCCGCGAAGAGGGGGAAGCUUUGAACAGCCCGGUGAGGCUCCCCGUAGAUGUAAACGGAGAGGAAGAGGACUUGGAGCUCUCUCGGUUAAUCAACCCCCCCAUCUGCGCCGCUAACAGCGCACCUUCGUGUGAAGUGCAAAACGAUUUGGGGCUGCUCAUCUACUUCAUCAUUGGCUGCCUCAUCCGGGGGGAGAACUGCGCCAUCGACGUGGGGCUCCGUCUGGACGGCGUCGACCUGUACCCUGUUGGGGGCGCCGGGGGGAGCAGACAAAGCGGACAAGGCGAAGAAAGCGAACCCAUCCCGCGCGGAUCUCACGACCCGCGCUACGCUCACCACUUGAGCUCCCCCCGCUUGCGCAGAAUCAAGGCGGUGAGGCGCCAGGCGAACAUCCCCAACUACGCCCUCCUGAAUGUGCUGCUCCUCCUCGGGGUUGACAUAUACGUCGAAGAGGGGGGAAGCCCCAGAAGGAGCAAAAAAGUGUAUCUGCUCACCUCGAAAAGGAUGAGCAUCAGGCAAGAGUUCCUAAGGCGGCUUCUUCCCCUGGGGGUUGCUUCCAAAGGGGGAGAGAAAAACCCAGUGGGUGCAGUCAAGCGAGCCAAGUGGGAGGUCUUCCAAAAUGUGCAUCUGAAGGUGAUGCCCCUUUCAAGUAGGAUGCUCCUCAACGUGGUGGUAGAUGUCGAAAGCUUCUCCGAUGACUUCUUCUCCCUGAGUGUCCUCUUCUGUUACUACCUCCUAGUGCACCCAACGGAAUGCUUUUCCUUUAGAAUAAAAAACGUCCGAAACCAGAACGUGAAGGAGUCCGUACGUGUUUACAACGCGGUAAUCAUAUUGAAGCUAUUUUUUCAAAACGUCCUCUUCAUUUCUUGUGAUAGGAAUAGUGUGUAUAUCGACCGCAUGACCCACCCAGUAGAGAACUGCCUCUUCUAUAGGAUGUCCAAAAAAGGGGAGCUCCCCCCAGGGGAGGCUCCUUCUGAGGCAGCUUCACCAACUGGUGCCCUACUAGGAAACAACUCCAAAUAUGUAACGAACGACAGAGGGGAGGUGUACCUUUAUGUAGACACUCAGAGGGACCAUCGGAUCAUUUUCAUGGUCGCCAUUUUGUCCCUCCUCGGGGGAAACGUCCUGAUUGAUAACAAUGGAGAGGUAGAAAAGAGCUUCCCUCACUUUUUCGAUUACGCCCAUGGGCACUUAGGGUUAAACGUGCGUUACGCAACUUGUGGGGGGCUCAGCUUUUGUAGUUUUGCCAAGCUGUGUGGGUACAGUUUGAUGAGCGGCGGUGGUGGGUCUCCCUCAGAAGAGCCUCCCUCAAACGAUCGCUCCUCACCCAGGAGCAACCCCCCUCAUGGAUCUACCAAGGUGGAAAAUCCUCCACGUGGGAACCAAGUUAAGUGCAUACAUAAUCUUCAACAAAGGGGAGCCAACAAUGUGGCUAUGAAAAUGGGAGGGGCAGAAUUAGGGAAAAAACUCCACGACAGUAUGGACCACUGGACUACCUCAAAAGGAAGUAGAGGUGACGAAACGAAAUUUACGCAUGGCCAGGCUGAGGAUCCCCCAUCCAGCGGAGACGACUCCACAGAUUCGAGCUCGCACCUGGAGAUGAGGCACCCUUGUGAGGAGGCGGACGGGGUGGACGCACCCAUCGGGGAAAUGACCUUCGCUGAAAGGGGUAGAGAUAAAUGUGAUGAAGAUGUGAAAGGGGGGGAGUCAAAAAUAACCGAUUCGCAUGAGAGUCGAAUACGUGGAGGUACUACAUGUGAAGGAUCCCCCAUCAGUGCAAACGACCAAUCAAAAUGGGGGGGGCGCCAAAAAAGGGAACGAAGCAUGUUAGUCCCCCCUAGGGAGAACCCCCCCCUCAAGGAUACCUGUGGAGAAGCAUGUGAUAGAACUCCCACCCACGGAAGGGGGGCCCUCCCACGGGAUCCGAACUAUUGGAGAGAAUACCACUACGAGGAGCUUCUCCACGGAAACGACGCUGAUAUACUUCACCUCAUCAACCAAGUGAACCGUCUCAACGUACACAUCAUAUGCGGGAUUAGAAAUGUGGGCAAAAGCUACCUCAGCAAAAGGGUAAAAACGAGCAGCCUUGUGAUUGACCUAGACGAAUUUAUCCUUGAUGGUCCCAUACGCUUUGAUCGACUCUCCAUCGAUGACUUCAGGUACUACGAGUAUGUCACCUUCGUUUCGACGCUGUAUCUGGCGUACUUAAUUUUUGCGGAGGGGAAUGGUCACCAAGGCAGGGGAGGAAAACCCAUGCAGGGUGAUGAUAUUGUUCACCAAGGGAUCGCUCACUCCAUGGGCACCACUGAAGAAGCUCAAGCCGUUUUAUUUGAAAAUACCUUUUUGAGUCUCCAAGAGGAUGUCCAUUUUAACAACAAAAAGGUGAACCGCCUUUACCACACCAUGAAGGGGAGGCACUUCCUCACCGAUUUUCAAGUGCCUGUCCGAAGCGUCACAAUCGUCCUUGGGGGAGGCAUCGUAGAAUUUGAAAAGUCUAGGCAAGUAAUGCAAAAAAUGAAAAAUCUCCUUCUGAUUAGAAGACCCCCAAGAGAGAUUUACCAUCUGUGCAUUAACGAUAGGGUGAAACCCCCUUUAAGGGGCAACCUCCAAGAAAUAAUUAGCAGAAGAACGGCCCUCUUUGCCAGUUUGAAUGCCUUUCACUUUGCCAUUCCCCCGGAGGAGAGCAUAAAGAGGUGCCUGAAAAAUGCGAACAUGUCCAGGGACCAACUGAUAGUGAGUAGCUUCCUAAACUUCUUCAACUACCAAUUCUUUGUGAAGCCCGCAGUUAAGCAUUCCUACGGUAGGGCGCCCACAACGGGGGAGGGCCUACUCUCCUUGCGUCUUUCAGAAUUUUCUUCGUUCGACUGCGCGUCGUUGGGUGGCACCUACGAGGUGGUUGAGUUGGUGCUGGAUUGCCCUCAAAACGGGGGUGAACCAAAUGGGGAGGGGCACAAGGCGGAUUUGCUCGAGCUAGCCAUUUUCACAAUCCGGUCUUACACAGACAAACCGAUCUGCGUCAAGUUCCCCAAGUGGGUUCUAUACCCCAAUUGGUGGGAACCCCCAAAUGAGGGACCCCCCGGGGGACAAAAAAACCCCCCCUACAGAUGCACCCCCACCGACUUGUGCAAAUACAAAAUUAACCUCUUCGACGUUGAUGCGCAUUUUUUUAAAAGGGUGGGUACCUUCAUGCCGCGGGAGAGGGAACAUCUUUUCAUCGUCAUCUCAAGUUACCGGGAGAGGGUCCACAAAGGGAGAGUAGCAACCGACUUGCAUAAACUAGACAAGUGGCACGCCGAUUUGAUAAGGCUAACCUUUGCGCGGGCGACCCACUCGGACCGGGAGACUCUCCAUCGGGAAAUAACUCGGCACUACGCGAAGAGGCUGGGCAAUCACCUAAUUUCCCACGUUAGAGGUGUUAGGAGAAUGCCAUGCUACGAUGUUCCGCCUCACCAAGUCGCCCACCAGCGGAGUUACGAAAUUUCGGUCUACACCGAGCAGAAUGAUCCCCUCGUCUUUCUCUGCAACGACGUUUCCCACGUGGGGUGCCCACAGCAGGGGGUGGCAGCGGAGGAGAAGGGACGGCGACCUCAUCACCCCGAGAGCUACAUGCACAGCUUCUACCGCCAAGGGGUGAAGACCAUCAUUUCGUGUGUCCCCCGCUGA
This is a messenger RNA of Plasmodium vivax (malaria parasite P. vivax), 7135 nucleotides long. RefSeq lists its product as hypothetical. The coding region runs from base 809 to 7135 and encodes 2108 amino acids. Gene Ontology annotation, biological process: chorismate biosynthetic process. NCBI's taxonomy places the organism in Eukaryota, Apicomplexa, Aconoidasida, Haemosporida, Plasmodiidae. The record is from RefSeq and is a predicted model, not a curated record. Gene Ontology annotation, molecular function: 3-phosphoshikimate 1-carboxyvinyltransferase activity. The transcript is spliced from 3 exons.